Messenger RNA from Mytilus trossulus (common blue mussel), 510 nucleotides. RefSeq lists its product as uncharacterized. Bases 1 to 510 code for a protein of 169 amino acids. The record is from RefSeq and is a predicted model, not a curated record. Gene Ontology annotation, cellular component: plasma membrane. The transcript has 3 exons. Lineage: Eukaryota; Metazoa; Mollusca; Bivalvia; Mytilida; Mytilidae.
AUGGGUUUAUUUGAAGGAAUUUCGAGAUUUGUUCUCAUAUCAACAAUUUUGACUGCUGUUGGAUUUCUUGUACAUUUGAUCAGUUAUGGAGCACCAUACUGGUUAAAAAGUGGUGAAUUUCAUGUAGGACUUUGGAAAUUAUGUAUUGGCAGCCAGUGUUAUAACACAGUUAGCAAGACUUUCAAAGAUCUAUUUGUAGCAUACGAAGGAUGGUUAGCGGCAGUUCAAGCCUUUGAGACACUUGCCUUUCUAGCCAGUCUAGCAACGAUAGCAGUUAUAGGACUAAGAUUUACAGUCAUGAAAGAACAGAAGAUAUUGCAAAUUGGCAUCUUUAUAUUUCAGUUUGCUUCAGUUGGUCUUAUCCUUCUUGGUGUAAUCAUAUUUGGUGCCAAAAGUCCUUCAUCUAGCUAUGGAUAUGCAUUUGUUUUUGAGAUUAUAUCUGCAAUCAUAUUUCUUAUUGCUGGAGUCUUCAGUUUCAUGGAUUGGAGAGGCACUUCUGUACCUGCUUAA